Molecule: messenger RNA, 2655 nt
Organism: Trichoderma aggressivum f. europaeum
Lineage: Eukaryota; Fungi; Ascomycota; Sordariomycetes; Hypocreales; Hypocreaceae
Exons: 1
Coding region: 1-2655 (884 amino acids)
Biological process (GO): regulatory ncRNA-mediated gene silencing; mRNA catabolic process
Cellular component (GO): RISC complex; cytosol; nucleus
Molecular function (GO): nuclease activity; RNA binding
Source: RefSeq, a predicted model, not a curated record
AUGUCGAAGACUUUUAUCGGCAACGUCAAGAGUGUCUUGAGCGGCGACACCUUGAUCCUGACCAGCCCCAACAACCCCGCGGCCGAACGCACCUUUUCCCUUGCCUAUGUAUCAGCUCCCCACCUGAAGCGAGAGGGAGACGAGCCAUUCGCAUUCCAAUCUCGUGAAUAUCUCCGAAACCUGGUCGUCGGAAAGCCAGUCCAAUGCACAGUCCUCUAUACGAUUCCCACGACCGGCAGGGAGUUUGGUUCUGCCCAACUCCAGGACGGAACUCUCCUUCCUGAUGAGCUCAUCAAGGCUGGCUGGCUGAAGGUCCGCGAGGAUGCUGGCCGCAAAGAGGAGUCGGAAGAGCUUCUUGAGAAACUCGAGAAGCUUCGUGCUCUCGAGUCCGAGGCCAAGGGUGCCUCUAAGGGGCUCUGGUCAGGCGUCAACGGCACCAUAGAGGUACAGAACGACCUGGGUGGCCCCGAGUUCUUGACACAGUGGAAAGGCAAGACUGUGGAUGGCAUCGUCGAGAGGGUGUUGAGCGGUGAUCGCCUGUUGGUCCGACUGCUGCUCUCGGAGAAGAAGCAUGUGCAGCCCCUUACCCUUGUUGCCGGUAUUCGAACUCCGUCCACCGAGCGUACGCUUCCUUCCACCGGUGCCACACAGCCUGCCGAGGAGUUUGGAAACGAGGCCAAGGCAUUCGUCGAGUCAAGGCUACUCCAGCGACAGGUCAAGGUUGAGAUUGUCGGCGCCAGCGCCCAGGGACAACUCGUCGCCAACGUCAUCCACCCCCGAGGCAACAUUGCUGAAUUUCUGCUCCAGGAGGGACUGGCCAGGUGUAACGACUUCCACUCAACCAUGCUGGGAGCGAAGAUGGCUCCUCUGAGAGCUGCCGAGAAGCAAGCUCAGUCCAAGAAAAUCCGCCUGCACAAGCACCAUGUGGUCAAGGCGGAAGCCGGAAACCAGGAGAUGACCGUUACCAAGGUUGUUAGCGGCGAUACGAUCAUGGUCAAGGCAAAGGCCGACAGUGCAGAAAAGAGAAUCAGCUUCAGCAGCAUUCGAGGUCCUCGUACCAAUGAGCCUUCCGAGAGCCCCUUCAGAGACGAGUCCAAGGAAUUUGUGCGAUCAAAGCUUAUUGGCAAGCACGUCAAGGUAAGCGUUGACGGAACUAAGCCCGCUACUGAGGGCUUCGACGCCAGAGACGUGGCCACAGUCACCGAGAAGGGGAAGAACAUCGGCCUUGCGCUGGUGGAGGCUGGAUUGGCCUCUGUUAUCAGGCACAGAAAAGAAGACACCGACAGAGCCUCCAACUACGACGAGCUGCUUGCGGCUCAGGAAAAGGCCAAGGAGGAGAAGAAGGGCAUGUGGUCUGGAAAGCCUCAAAAGGCUAAGCAGUACCUGGAUCUCUCAGAAAACACACAAAAGGCAAAGAUUAUGCUUGCCACCCUACAGCGACAGAAGAAGGUGCCCGCCAUUGUUGACUUCUGCAAGGCUGGUUCCCGAUUCACCAUUCUGAUUCCUCGCGAGAACGUCAAGCUGACACUGGUUCUGGGCGGCAUUCGUGGCCCCAGAGCCCCUCGCGCCGAUGGACAAGGCGGCGAGCCGUUUGGCAAGGAGGCUCUCGACCUGGCCAACCGACGAUGCAACCAGCGAGACUGCGAGGUGGAUAUCCACGACAUGGACAAGGUCGGUGGAUUCAUUGGUGAUUUGUACAUUGGCCGUGAGAACUUUGCCAAGGUCCUCGUCGAAGAAGGCUUGUCUUCAGUGCACGCCUACUCUGCUGAGAAGUCGGGCAACUCUGCCGAGCUAUUCUCAGCCGAGAAGAAGGCAAAGGAGGCCAGAAAGGGCCUGUGGCACGACUAUGACCCUUCACAAGACGAGCAAGUCGAUGAGGAGGCCGAGGCAGACGCUCCCGAGGCGGAAGUCACGCUGGACAAGAAGCCGGCCGAUUACCGAGACGUCAUCAUCACAAACAUUGAUGCCAACGGAAAGCUCAAGAUUCAGGAGAUUGGAAAGGGCACAGCGGCUCUGGAGUCUCUGAUGAGCGACUUCCGAAAAUUCCACAUCGACUCCAAGAACAACAAGCCCCUGACGGACGCCCCCAAGACUGGCGAGUUCGUGUCCGCCAAGUUCUCUGCCGAUGGGCAAUGGUACCGUGCCCGAGUCCGAGGCAACGACCGCACAGCCAAGGUGUCCGAGGUUAUCUACGUGGACUAUGGCAACAGCGAGAAGGUGGCGUGGUCCAAUCUGCGAAGCCUAGACCAGGGCCAGUUCGGUGUCCAGAGACUCAAGGCCCAAGCCAUUGACGCAUCGCUGUCAUUUGUCCAGCUGCCCACCGGCGCCGACUACUUCAAGGAGGCCAUCGACUUCAUUUACGAGCUGACUGAGAACAAGCGACUGGUCGGCAACUUUGACUUUGUCGACAACAAGGAGAAUGUCAGCUACAUCACUCUGUACGACACCAAGGCAGACGGCUCUCUGCCCGGCCCCAACGACUCCAUCAAUAAGGAGAUUGUGUCGAGCGGGUACGGCAUGGUCCCCAAGAAGCUCAAGUCGUGGGAGCGCAGCAAGGCCUUUGAAUCAUACCUGAAGCGCCUGCGAGAGAUUGAGAGCCAGGCGAAGCAGGACAGGCUAGGCAUGUGGGAGUAUGGUGAUAUCACUGAGGACUAA